AUGGGCUCCAAGGAGAAAGACGUCAACAUGGAAGAGGCUCCUGAACCAGGACAACCUCUUGACGAGUUAGAUCCCCAGAUAAUUGACUCUGAACCAAAUACAACUACAAUGGAAGAACUAGAGAAUUUCUCUAUCAACCCAGAGGACCCUAGGCAGGUCUUGCGAAUAGGGAAGGCACUGUUCCCUAAAGCGAAAGAGGAGAUGAAAGGGUACGAGGCUCUCAAGGACAAAGUAGGCAAGCUUAGCCACAGUGGUUUCAUAAGAGAAGCCAUCUACUCAAGGUGGAUAUCAAACCCGGUCCUGGUGAAAAAGCCUAGCGGGAAGUGGAGGAUGCCCAUGUUCCGACCUGACGAGGAAGCUACGUCAUUCAUCACAGACAGAGGACUCUACUGCUACAAAGUCAUGCCCUUCGGAUUGAAAAAUGUCGGAGCCACAUAUCAGAGACUGGUCAACAUGAUGUUUGUCGAACUCAUUGGCAGAACCAUAGAGGUCUACGUGGAUGACAUGCUGGUCAAAAGCCUCUAG
Olea europaea var. sylvestris is the source of this 525-nucleotide messenger RNA. RefSeq lists its product as uncharacterized. The coding region runs from base 1 to 525 and encodes 174 amino acids. The record is from RefSeq and is a predicted model, not a curated record. Lineage: Eukaryota; Viridiplantae; Streptophyta; Magnoliopsida; Lamiales; Oleaceae. The transcript has 4 exons.